Messenger RNA from Sporothrix brasiliensis 5110, 1647 nucleotides. RefSeq lists its product as uncharacterized. Bases 1 to 1647 code for a protein of 548 amino acids. NCBI's taxonomy places the organism in Eukaryota, Fungi, Ascomycota, Sordariomycetes, Ophiostomatales, Ophiostomataceae. The record is from RefSeq and is a predicted model, not a curated record. The transcript has a single exon.
AUGCACGUCUCCACGUCCGCCGCCAACAGCCACAUGGCCAGCACGGUCGAGUCCUGGGUCGAAGUCGCUUCGCAGCCGUCGUCCUCGUCGCUGUCGUCCAUCGCCGACGAGAUUGUCAUCACCGGCCUGCGCGUUGGCAGCGGCGCGACCGGCAUCAACGGCGGCGCCAUGCCCGCGACGCCCCAGCGGCGACGGCGUCUUCUGCAGCAGGUCGAGGCCGCGGGCGGUCCUUUGUCGCCCUCGUCCUCGCCCUCGUCGACACGACCGCCCACGUCACACCCGACCACGCAUCCUACGUCGUCGCCGUCAAACACCGCCGCCGCCACCGCUGCUGCCCCCCGUAGUUUGGCCGGCAGCAGCCAGGAGGAGUACGACGAGACCGAAAGCGAAGAAGACCGCGUCCUGUCCAGCUCGGCCGAAAACCUCGAGCUGGGCCUCGACGCCGGCCGCCCACCGGCCCAGAGCUACGCGCUGCUCCAGUACCAGGCAGCAGCCGACGCCCGUCUGCGCCAGAGGGCGGCCGCCAGCGACGGCGACGAUGAGGAAGACGGCGACGGCGACGGCGACGGCGACAACGACGACGACGACGAAGGUACGGCCCUCGGUAUGCCUUCGUCUGGCCCGCCCACCUUCCGGCCGCAGCCCAACGCCUUCUCGCAUCCGCCCACCCACCUCCAGCACCCGUCGUCGCACCGCUCGCUGCCCACGCCCCGUUUGUCGCAGAUGCCGCCGCACAUGGCAGCUGGCGACGGGCCCUAUGCACCAUAUGCACCACGGUCGUCGCGGCCCGCACGCAACUCGGCACCCAGCUUCAUGUCCCCGGCCUACCGCGAGGACAACGAUGCGGCUCUGCGCGCGUCGCUGACCACGCUGCUGUCGUGCGCAGCGGCGGCACGGCGUCUGCCCAAGGCGGAGAGCAGCAGUGUUCGAACGGGCGGGGCGCCGUCGGCAUCGACGACGACAGCGACGGCAGCGACGGCAGCGACGGCGACAACAACCACAACGGCCAACGCUGGCCUGUGCCCGAGCAACCAGCUGAUGGGCCUGCGUCUCGUGCCCGAGUCUGAGCUGAUGGGCGACGACCACGACGCGAACGACGAUGCCUCCGUGUCGCCACGCACCCGUACGCCGUUCUCGCGCCCGUCUGCCGCCGCGGCCCCUGUCAAACAACAGCACCAACACCACUCGUCCCGCAACGGCGCUGUCAGCGCUGUCAGCGCCGUCUCUGCGUCCAGCAAGAGCAAACGUAUCGGCGCCAGCAAGGCGUCCCCGCGCGUCACCAAGAAGAAGCGCACCUCGUCCUCGUCGGCCGCCGCCGCCGCCGCUACGAACGACGCCGCUGCCGACGUCACUAUGAUCAGCCCGACGCUGCUGACCUGGGUCGUCAGUGCCGGCGUUGUUGUUCUUGUGUCGGUGGUCGGCUUCGGCGCCGGGUUUGUCAUUGGCCGCGAGGUCGGGCGCCAAGAGGCCGCGGCGGCGGCGUCGGCGGCGGCGUCGUCGUCGUCGUCGUCGCUGGCCAUGGCAUCCGCUGCCAACGGCUCCGCGUCUGCGUCGACCGCCUGCGGCCGCGAGAUUAUGCGCUCGUCGACGGGCAGCACGCUGCGGCGCUUCCGGUGGGGCGAGAUGACCAAGAGCGUGGCGGCAUGA